Messenger RNA from Schistocerca nitens (vagrant locust), 372 nucleotides. RefSeq names its product WAS/WASL-interacting protein family member 3-like. The transcript is spliced from 3 exons. Lineage: Eukaryota; Metazoa; Arthropoda; Insecta; Orthoptera; Acrididae. The record is from RefSeq and is a predicted model, not a curated record. The coding region runs from base 1 to 372 and encodes 123 amino acids.
AUGGCAACUGCACGUUCCGCGCCGCCGCAGCCACCACCAACACCACCACCACCACCACCACCACCACCACUGCAAAACAAGCCUAGGCGGACGCAAGAUGAUUCGGAUGCGUGGAGUACCCGCUCCGACGUGUCUCCGGAGAGGAAAACCGACAUUGCUCUUCGAAAUCAUACGAGAACAGACUUGAUCCGGAGCUCCGUACUACGUCGAAGGGACAUGCCGGGCAUCCCUUCAGUUUUAACGUAUUCCCACCCUCCUCCUGCGCCCCAGGAUGGGGAAAGCAAGCCACAGACCAGUAGUGAUCAGAACCAGAUCGGCACAAGUGAAACACCGCCCACCUGUGGAAGAGUGAGGAGCGUCCUGUGCGCCUGA